This is a messenger RNA of Rosa rugosa (rugosa rose), 1240 nucleotides long. Its product is annotated as protein CHAPERONE-LIKE PROTEIN OF POR1, chloroplastic. The record is from RefSeq and is a predicted model, not a curated record. The transcript has 5 exons. The coding region runs from base 179 to 1021 and encodes 280 amino acids. Lineage: Eukaryota; Viridiplantae; Streptophyta; Magnoliopsida; Rosales; Rosaceae. Gene Ontology annotation, cellular component: chloroplast membrane.
GUAAAUACGGCACGCCACUUGUUACCGUGUUUUGGUUUUGGCAGCAAAGGAGGGUUUAGUCUUCUAUGCGUCUUUCAUAUCCGUUGCAGACGACGCCUCUGCCCCAGUCCUCGCCAAAACCCACUAACACUCUCUCUUGAACUCCUCCAUCUCUCGUCAGGGAGUAUUCAUCGUAAAGAUGAGUUCUGUAGCUGGGCUCACUGGUAGUCCAUCCAGAUGCUGCUUUCAAGUAUCUGUGGGAAGUUCCGCUUCUCGGUGCAGGAGAGUUUCCAACCUCCCUCGUGCAGAGAAGAGUGUGCUGCUUCGUGCCGAAAGAAGUUAUUGGGCUGGCGUUACACAAAGAUUGAAUGCAAGGAAAACUCAUGUGAUCAAGUGUUCCAUGGAUGCUUCCUUUGGUGAUAUGUCAAAUGAACCAACUGCUAUCUUUCCUAGGAUUAAUGUGAGGGACCCAUACAAACGGCUUGGGAUAAGCAGGGAGGCUUCUGAAGAAGAAAUUCAAGGUGCAAGGAACUUCCUUAUCCGACAGUAUGCUGGUCACAAACCAAGUGAAGAUGCAAUUGAAUCAGCAUAUGACAAAAUAAUCAUGCAGCAGUUUUAUGCUAGGAAGAACCCAAAUAUCGACUUUAAGAAAAAGUUUAGGGCAGUCAGUCAGUCCCGUGUAGUGCAGGCUGUGAGAAGUAGGUUCCGCACUCCAGCCACACAGUUCAUUAUAAAAACUUCCAUUGCAUUUAUAGUGCUGGGAGCCCUCACUUUUCUGUUCCCAACCGAAGAAGGUCCAACCCUUCAAGUAGCCAUUUCUUUGUUGGCCACCAUAUAUUUCAUACAUGAAAGACUACAGAGCAAAUGGCGAGCUUUUCUCUACAGUGCUGGAGCAUUUGUUUUCUCAUGGCUGGUGGGAACUUUCUUGAUGGUGGCUGUGAUUCCACCCAUACCUUUCAUUAAAGGACUAAGGAGUUUUGAGGUGAUAACUUCACUCAUAACUUAUGUUCUACUCUGGGUCGCGUCUACUUAUCUGAAGUAGUUCUUGCUGUUCUUAUGAUAGACCUCAAUUUUGUUGGAAUUAUAAACCACAUAAUUUCUUGGAGAUUUAGCUUAUGCAGAGUUCAUUUUAGUGACAGUGCUGAUGUUUGUUAGUGAGCUUCCUAGUUUAGGGAGAAGAGAAUUGUGUUUCAUUUUUUGGAGAAAAGGUGUAAAAUUAUACGGAAGACAAGACCGAUAUAAUCAAUUUUCAUUUUCUUUC